Molecule: messenger RNA, 408 nt
Organism: Macrosiphum euphorbiae (potato aphid)
Lineage: Eukaryota; Metazoa; Arthropoda; Insecta; Hemiptera; Aphididae
Source: the annotation of a GenBank genome assembly
AUGAUAUCAUUACAUUAUACACCAUAUAAAAUCAACGUUUUAGACUACUCAUUUUUUAAAAAUUAUGAUGAUGUUUGCUCUUUAAAUUCAUUGCGUCCAGGAAAAAAAACAGGGGAUAAAGUUGUGACUGAUAUUUGUAAAAUUCAGUACACUCAUGAAGGAGAAAUACUAUACAAAACUGAGUUUGAAGAUGGUUGGACAAAAUUACCAGAACAAAAAAAAGUUAAAAUAACUAGAAGAACAGUAAUUGAAUCUCAAACACUAACAAAUUUGUACAAUGCACCAUUGCCCAUCUCUGAUACAAAAUUUAAGGAUUUGCAAUCAUUAAAGCCAGUCAUAGAUAAAGAGUAUCACCCUUUCUAUGACAAUUUGCCACAUUCUAAAGAUCCAAAAAAUAAUAAAAUAUAA